Molecule: messenger RNA, 432 nt
Organism: Ilex paraguariensis (yerba mate)
Lineage: Eukaryota; Viridiplantae; Streptophyta; Magnoliopsida; Aquifoliales; Aquifoliaceae
Source: the annotation of a GenBank genome assembly
AUGCCUCGGGACAGAGAUCCUCUUGUUGUAGGUCGUGUUAUAGGGGAUGUUUUAGAUCCCUUUACCAGGUCAAUGGCCCUUAGGGUGACCUAUAACAUUAGGGAAGUUAACAAUGGAUGUGAAAUCAGGCCCUCUCAACUUCUCAAUCCGCCUAGGGUUGAUAUCGGAGGGGAUGACCUUAGGACCUUCUACACUCUAAUCAUGGUGGAUCCUGAUGCUCCAAGUCCCAGUGACCCAACUCUCAGGGAAUACUUGCAUUGGUGGACUCAACCAACCACCAUCUCCUUUUUCUGUAACUACUCACCUCCCGCCUCCCGCCUCCUACCCUACAAUGAUCCCACCCCCCCUAUCCCUUCCUCGUGUUUCAAACUCACCUCUGCCUCUUUCUCUCCAUUGAACCUGUCAGACCCCCCAUUUAGGUUAUCUGAUUGA